Suricata suricatta (meerkat) is the source of this 1194-nucleotide messenger RNA. It is a transcript of the gene STARD5, whose product is annotated as StAR related lipid transfer domain containing 5. Gene Ontology annotation, molecular function: lipid binding. The transcript is spliced from 6 exons. NCBI's taxonomy places the organism in Eukaryota, Metazoa, Chordata, Mammalia, Carnivora, Herpestidae. The coding region runs from base 77 to 718 and encodes 213 amino acids. The record is from RefSeq and is a predicted model, not a curated record.
CUCCCAGACCCAGCGCCCGCCGCCGCCGCCGCUCAGCCGGGCCGCGACCCCGCAGCCACACUCGGCCCUCGACACGAUGGACCCGGCCGUGGCCGCGCAGAUGGGCAAGGCGGUGGCCGAGAAGAUGCUCCAGUACCGGCGAGACAAGUCAGGAUGGAAGAUUUGCCGGGAAGGCAACGGAGUCUCAGUUUCCUGGAGGCCAUCUAUGGAGUUCCCAGGGAACCUGUACCGGGGAGAAGGCAUCGUGAAUGGGACGCCGGAGAAGGUGUGGGGCUGCGUCAAGCCGCUGGCUGGGACCCUGAGAGACCAGUGGGAUGAGAACGUGAGCGGCUUCGAAAUUAUCGAAAGCAUCACUGAUACCCUGUGCGUCAGCAGGACCACCACCCCCUCCGCCGCCAUGAAGCUCAUCUCCCCCAGGGAUUUCGUGGACCUGGUGCUGGUCAAGACGUACGAGGAUGGGACUCUCACUUCCAACGCGGUCAACGUAGAACAUCCGUCGUGCCCCCCGAAGCCGGGGUAUGUGAGGGGGUUCAACCACCCCUGUGGCUGCUUCUGCGAACCUGUGCCCGGGGAGCCCGGCAAGACCAGCCUGGUCACCUUCUUCCAGACGGACCUGAGCGGGUACCUGCCGCGGAGCGUGGUGGACUCCUUCUUCCCCCGCAGCAUGGCCGGCUUCUACGCCAACCUGGAGAAGGCGGUGAGGACCUUGUACGACUGACGGGCGCCCCAGCCGGCCCGAACUGGCGCCCUCACCACCGAGCCCCGGGCGCCGGGGCGCUGCAGAACGUGCUUCCCAUUUGGAACCCGCCUGGGGACAGCUCAUCUCCCAAAGGCCAGCCGGCCGGAGCGGCCCCCACCGUCCCGCUCCAGUGCCCCAUCCGCUGGCGGUGCGCUCCUCCCCCAGCCGGCCACCGGGCGAUGCCCUGUGGUCCACACUUCAUGCCAGUCAGUCAGAGACCUCCCGUCCCUGCUGGUCAGAAGGAACCCCCAUCGAUUCCGGAAACCAGACUCUGCUGCCUUUUCAGCAUCCAGGGCUCGGUCCAACCUGUGCCGCAGACCUCACAUCUGUGUUCCUGGUGACACUGUACCAGAUCUUCCCCUUUAAAAAGAUGCCCCUAAAAAAACAGCUUGGAAAAUACUGUUUUAAUAAAUGAGAGAAGUAUUAAGGAAAAAUACAUUCAGUAUUUAUUUUGU